AUGGACCAGCAAGCUCCCCCGGAAUCAGCCCUUGCUACUCCCGGCGACUCGCGGUCGAUUACCUUUCUCCCUGUCAACGAAUCCAACUCCCCAAUCACACAGCGGAUGAAGCGCGGCUCGCAGUCCUGCGACUACUGUCGGGAUAGGAAAAAGCGUUGCGAACAGAUAUCGAAGAAGAGGAAGCUGAGACAGGUGUCCGGCAAGCAGGUUGCGACGGGCACGCCAGAAUCAGAGAUCCAACCCCGCUCCGCUUCCGCGUCUCUGUUCGAUUACCCAGGUUCUUUCCCUAAUCCCCGGAACAAGGUGCCAGAGGAACGAGAGUCGCUUCAACAUGUCCCCAACACUAAGGAACAAAUCCUGUCAACUGACCUCCUCGACGCGCGAGACGCAUUGGAUCUCAUCGCCGUGGCUGGAUCAAGAGAGCGUAUGGGCGAGGAGAAGCUACAGCUGGAUGAAAGACAAACGCUCAAUUCCCAGACGCAGCGGCCAGAACCCAGGCCCGCAAUAGCACCAUCGAAGACGGAACUUGACAGUUUCUUUCUUGUCCGGAAAGGCAUCAUUCGGGCCUGCGAAGUGUAUGAGUACCUGGGAUUUUACUUCACCCAUCUUUGGCAGGUAUUUCCGGUCGUUCCCCAGUGGUACGCCACGCCCGAGCGGUACAGCUUACUAGUACAACACGAAACUGUCCUCGCUAUCAGCCUGGUAGCACUCGCUUCUAGGUACCACACUCUGGCUGGGCUAAAUGGCGCCGCCCGGUCGGAGAGGGUUCACUGGCGCACAUGGCCGUGGGUGCAACGGCUCUUUCAGUCUGCCAUGUGGGGGUCGGCGGGAAUGCGCAGCUACGGGGCUAUUGCGGCCUUGCUGCUAACAAUCGAAUGGCAUCCUAGAGCUAUAAAUUCACAAGAAGAUUUUGUCGGGGACUAUGGCGAGCCGGAACUGUUCGAGUCACAGGGUCAAGAAGACACUUGCCCUCCGAAUAUUACCGCGAUUAGCCGGCGCAGUGAAGGAUAUAGCAUACCCGAGCGGUUGAAUCUAGUUGCAACGGCCCAUAGGAGCAAUAAGAUGUCUUGGAUAUUGCUGUCAACCGGCAUCUCGCUCGCAGAAGAGAUAGGUUGCUUUGCAGACCCGUCCGACUUCCCCCAUGCAAAACGUCGGCCUCAGGACUCUGUAGAUUGUCUUGAUUGGGCCCAUACUCUGUGCACGUUUCUUCGGAUUACUGAUGAAAGCCUAUCGCUGCGGCUACGUCUGGAGCCGCAGCUAAGAGGUCUGCGAUUACUCGAAAUUGCCGACUGCAUUUCCCCUGCCUUAGCAGCGGAUGAAUUUUGGGACAGCACAGUGGAGUUGGCCAUUCAGAUGGGUAAGGCACGAGAUCUUCUUCGCAGUUGGAGGAAGAGCCAACAUGGCACGGGACCCGCCAUUCCGCUCGCUGCAUGGGAUAGCUUCAGACGGAGCCUCGACCGUUGGAAGAGACAACGGCAGCUCAACAGGAGAGAUGUUUCUCUACGUGAUGCCUGUCUCGAUAUUGAAUACUAUUAUGUCCGCCUAUGUGGGCUGAGCCCGGCUGCGCACAUGUUUGUGAGCGCAGCGGAAAGCAAUGUCACGGACUCCAUGCGUUCAUUAUCACAGUUUGCAAACGAUGCUGCCGUGGCGUCCAUUGACCUGCUCGACUCGGUGACAUACAAUCUCGCGUCAUCCAGUUUCUUUAAGUAUGCUCCGGUCAAAACUUGGCUCUACAUCGUUUGCGCUGCUUUAUAUCUUCUGAAGGUUACUCUCAAUGCUGAGGAGCAGUUGGAUGGCAGCGAUCCACGCAUUCUUCGGAUCCUUAGCGUCGUCGCUGCUAUCAAGAAAAAUGCCCCUGAUGACAUCCACAUGGCACAGCGCUAUGCCACAUUGCUCGAUAUUCUCGUCAGCGCAGCGACGCGCUCGGGCCCCAAUGCGACGCGCGGCGUCGCACACGACGAAGCAAAUCAGCCAUCUCAUAUCGCGAGCUAUCUGGGUAAUACGUAUCUUGACAGCAACGUUUUCAACAGUACGGCGGGUGAUUCUAUCUACGAUCCGAACUUCUGGGAUUCCCUGCCCGAUAUGGUCGGCUUGGAUAACAUGCCCAACCUUUUUAUGCCGGCGUUUACUAGCUUAUAA
Molecule: messenger RNA, 2139 nt
Organism: Penicillium arizonense
Lineage: Eukaryota; Fungi; Ascomycota; Eurotiomycetes; Eurotiales; Aspergillaceae
Exons: 5
Coding region: 1-2139 (712 amino acids)
Biological process (GO): positive regulation of transcription by RNA polymerase II; aromatic amino acid catabolic process
Cellular component (GO): nucleus
Molecular function (GO): zinc ion binding; DNA-binding transcription factor activity, RNA polymerase II-specific
Source: RefSeq, a predicted model, not a curated record